UUCGCGCCGGGUAACCGGAGAGCCGUGCGUCCAUGUGCGCAGUGACUGGGAAUUGAGAGUCCUCUGAAAUAUUAAAAUCCGAGCCGUAAACAGAGUUUUCCUAAUGGAUCCCGAGUCUUUGGUCGAGGCCCUUCGGGGGACGAUGGACCCCAAUUUGCGGGAGGCCGCAGAGAGACAGCUGAACGAGGGUCACACCCAGGUAAAUUUUUUGUCAACCCUGCUGCGUGUCACCAUGUCGGAUCAGCUGGAUUUGCCUGUCAGGCAAGCAGGUGUGAUUUACCUUAAAAACAUGAUAACCCAGCACUGGAGUGAUGGAGAUGGUUCAGGCACAGAGACACCUGUCAAUAACAUCCCUGAGGAGGACAGGCAGUUCAUUCGAGAUAGCAUAGUGGAGGCCAUCAUUCACUCCCCCGAGCGCAUCAGGGUCCAGUUGACAACAUGUAUCCACCACAUGAUCAAGCAUGACUACCCCAGCAAGUGGACGACCAUUGUGGACAAGAUUGGCUUCUACCUGCAGUCAGACAACAGUGGAGGAUGGCUGGGAAUCUUGCUCUGCCUUUACCAGCUUGUCAAAAACUAUGAAUAUAAGAAACCAGAAGAGCGUCAACCUCUGGUGGCUGCCAUGCACAUCUUCAUGCCUAUGCUCAAAGAACGAUUUAUCCAGCUGCUCCCUGACCACUCCAGUGAUUCUGUCCUCAUACAAAAACAGAUCUUCAAAAUCCUCUAUGCCCUCUUCCAGUACAACCUCCCCCUGGAACUCAUCAACAGACAGAACCUAACAGAAUGGAUGGAGAUCCUGAAGACAGUAGUGGAUAGAGAUGUUCCUCCGGAGACGAUGCAGAUAGAUGAAGAUGAGCGGCCUGAGCUGCCAUGGUGGAAGUGUAAGAAGUGGGCCCUUCAUAUCUUGGCUCGCCUGUUUGAGAGGUAUGGAAGCCCAGGCAACACAACCAAAGAGUACGCAGAGUUUGCUGAACUUUUCCUCAAGGAAUAUGCUGUUCCUGCACAGCAGGUGCUGCUGAAAGUCUUAUACCAGUACAAGGAAAAGCAAUACGUGGCUCCCAGAGUACUCCAACAGACACUGAACUACAUCAACCAGGGCAUAGCACAUGCUCUGACGUGGAAAAACCUCAAACUACACAUCCAGGGCAUCAUUCAGGAUGUGGUGUUCCCCCUCAUGUGUUACACAGAUAGUGAUGAGGAACUGUGGCAGGAGGAUCCAUAUGAAUACAUUCGCAUGAAGUUUGAUGUAUUCGAGGACUUCAUCUCUCCAACGACAGCAGCCCAGACACUCCUCUUCACUGCCUGUAACAAGAGGAAAGAGGUGCUGCAAAAGACUAUGGGCUUCUGCUACCAGAUUCUCACUGAUCCCACCUCUGACCCCAGGAAAAAGGACGGUGCACUCCACAUGAUAGGCUCUUUGGCUGAAAUCCUGCUCAAGAAAAAAAUAUAUAAGGACCAGAUGGAGUUUAUGCUGCAGAAUCACGUCUUCCCCCUGUUCCGCAGUGAAUUGGGCUACAUGAGAGCCAGAGCCUGCUGGGUGCUGCAUUACUUCUGCGAGGUGAAGUUCAAGAGUGACCAGAACCUGCAGACAGCUCUGGAGUUGACCCGCCUUUGUCUAAUCAAUGACAAUGAGAUGCCCGUUAAGGUUGAGGCUGCUAUUGCGCUGCAGGUUCUCAUUAGCAACCAAGAGAAAGCCAAAGAAUACAUCACUCCCUUCAUCCGGCCCGUGAUGCAGGCACUCCUGCACAUUGUCCGGGAGACAGAGAACGAUGAUCUCACCAAUGUCAUACAGAAGAUGAUCUGUGAAUACAGUGAGGAGGUCACUCCAAUUGCAGUGGAGAUGACACAGCACUUGGCAAUGACAUUCAACCAGGUGAUUCAGACGGGGCCUGAUGAGGAGGGAGGAGAUGACAAGGCGGUGACGGCCAUGGGCAUCCUCAACACCAUUGACACAUUGCUAAGUGUGGUGGAGGACCACAAAGAGAUCACCCAGCAACUUGAGGGCAUCUGUCUGCAGGUGAUUGGGACUGUGCUGCAGCAACAUGUACUGGAGUUUUAUGAGGAGAUCCUGUCCUUGGCUCACAGCCUGACCUGCCAGCAGGUGUCGCCACAGAUGUGGCAGCUCCUUCCACUGGUGUACGAAGUCUUCCAGCAGGAUGGAUUUGACUACUUCACAGAUAUGAUGCCUCUCCUUCACAACUAUGUCACAGUUGACACAGACACCCUCCUGUCUGACACCAAAUACCUGGAGAUCAUCUAUAGCAUGUGCAAGAAGGUCCUGACAGGUGAUCCAGGUGAGGAUCCAGAGUGCCAUGCAGCCAAGUUGUUAGAGGUGAUCAUUCUACAGUGCAAAGGCCGUGGCAUUGAUCAGGUUGUGCCCUUGUUUGUGGCUGCUGCGUUGGAGCGUUUGACGCGGGAAGUGAAGACCAGCGAGCUGAGGACUAUGUGCCUGCAGGUGGCCAUCGCUGCACUUUACUACAGCCCCCCUCUUCUCCUCAACACUCUGGAGAAUCUCCGUUUUCCCAACAACACUGAGCCAAUCACUAACCACUUUAUAACCCAGUGGCUCAAAGAUGUCGACUGCUUCCUUGGCCUCCACGACAGGAAGAUGUGUAUCCUCGGACUUUGUGCUCUCAUUGACCUCGAUCACAGGCCUCAGGCUGUCAACCAGGUGGCUGGCCAGCUUCUUCCAGCAGCCAUACUGCUGUUCAGUGGCCUCAAGAGGGCAUAUGCCUGUCGAGCAGAGCAUGAGAAUGAGGAUGAGGACGACGAUGAAGAUGGGGAAGAUGAGGACGAAACUGCUGAGCUGGGCAGUGACGAAGAUGACAUUGAUGAGGAAGGUCAGGAGUACCUGGAGAUGCUGGCGAAGCAAGCGGGUGAGGAUGGAGAUGAUGAAGACUGGGAGGAGGACGAUGCCGAGGAGACAGCACUCGAAGGCUACACUACAGCUGUAGAUGACGAAGACAACUUGGUGGACGAGUAUCAGAUCUUCAAAGCCAUACUACAGAAUAUCCAGACCCGUGACCCAGCAUGGUACCAGGCACUAACACAAGCCCUUGACGAGGAACAGGGGAAACAGCUUCAGGACAUUGGCACACUUGCAGACCAGAGACGGGCAGCACAUGAAUCCAAGAUGAUCGAGAAACACGGCGGGUACAAGUUCACGGCGCCAGUGGUGCCAUCUACUUUCAACUUUGGAGGCACUGCUCCAGGAAUGAAUUGAGUCAUCUGUUCUACUUUUUAUUACUCUGUGACUGAUUGUAGUGAAGUGAAAAAAAGCUUGUGUUGUUCCCUUAAGUAGUGGUUCCAGAACUGGUUCUUCUCAGUCAUUCUUCAAUCUGUCAAAUGGGAAAUAGCACCAGAAGAUGUGGGAAAGCAACCAAAAUGCAACCAAUGGCUGGGGAAAACAAACCAAGAACUUGAGCACGAUGCAAGAGAAGAAGCUCUGAACAACGUUGUCUUCUGGAGCCCAGUGUGGAGGGGAUACCAUGAUGGCAACUCUUUUGUUUUUUUCCCACUUAAACAAAAUUGGGGGAUUAACAGUUAGAAAUUGAUAAUGGGACUAAAUAUUUCAUUAUCACUGUUGUGGCCAAAUGGCCGUAAUAAGAUUAUACCUCUGGUUGUGGUGAUAUCUACGUUAUUUUCUGCAUAAACAAACACUCAUGUUUAUGUACAUACAAGCCAAGGUUAUUGAUUUUUCAAGUAGCCUUGAAAAACAACCAGAGGCAUUUGUAAGGUGUCAACAGCUGUAUUCAUAUGUAGCAUAUUGGAUACUUCAUAGCACUAUGUGAUGCCUGAUCUCUGUAAAUUAAUGACUAGCACUUUCAUAUUGUUCAGGUCUACUAGCCUUCUGUAUCAGACUGCAAAUUUUUUAAAUUGAAGACUAUUUAAAAUGAAAACAGCUGUAACUUUGUUACUUAGCAAGCGACUUCUGUAAUGGCUGGUUGUCACACAUCUGGAUACAGAGUGGAUCAGUGGGCAACUCGGAAACAUUAUUGAUUUCAGGAAAAAAGAGAAUGCUCUUGGUGUUCAGUAUGGCUACAGGACAUGUUUGUGAGCACUGAAAGUACAAUUGGAUACAUCAUUGAAGCAUGUACAAUUGGACUUAUCGUGAAGGUCUCAAGCUUUUGGUUGGUGUAUGGAUGAACCAUCUAUAUAUACAACAACAUAUUAAAAAAAAAAAAAAGCUAAGGGAAUUCAUGACCAUGAGUGUUUCCUUAUACAGGUGCAUUUCUUUUCGUUCUUUGUGAGUUUUGCAAUUGGCUAGAAACUAUAAGCUUUGCCUUUUCUUCCAGAUCCACCAAUCCAUGUUCACCAGGGAGCAGUCCUCUCCUGUGAUUACAGAAUUACCACAUUAUGUGCCAUAUCUGUUCACAGAAUCCUGGUUAGAAAUACCGGCCCCCACAGCAGCACUGAAACAAAUCGAGUCGUAAACACUAGGGCCCUUUGAUAAUUUUAUCCAAUGGUUUUUGCUUUUGUCAGAGACAAGCCGCCCAGUGAUUUGUCCAGAAAUCUGUGGAAUUACAUAACAGGCGUGGGACACAAUAAACUCUGCAUAAAUGGUUUGUAAUCCUGCCUUGAUUAUGGGUUUAAUCAAAGACGGGAAGCUGGGGGGCACCAGGAUUACUGUGUCAACUGCUCUGUACUAAUUUAUCUGAAAUGUGUAUAGGGAUAAGCACCACUGCACUGAAGGGCAGUUAUGAUAAGGGCUUCUAGGUUGGGUCCUUCCUGUCUUGAGGUCCUGUCUCAAAAUGUAGUUUUAAGACCUUUAUUAAUGCAUUUUUAAAUACCCCUAAAUGUAUGUGUUCAAUCAGAUUACUACACAGAAAAUGGUUGGUCCAGGUAUUUUUGUAAAAAACACAUUGUACACAUUAGAUAGUAAGUGGGAAUAGUCGCUCAGCAGUUUAUUUUUGCCCCAGGCCUUCUAAAAGAUAGUUAAUUCAUGCCCAUAAUAUUUGGCUUUGGCUAUUUGUGGCCCAAGUUCACUUUUUACUCAUAUACUUGCAUAAGAGAAAGUGAAGACUAAAGGAGCUUUUAAGUGACCAUUUCAGCUAAAUAAAUUUCCCCUUUGCCCUGAGCGCUUUGUACUUGAUCAUGCAGAUAGAGUUUGUGUUAAGUGCAGUGGUGCAGUAAAUAUUAUCAUCUUUUACUUGAAAAUAUUUACAAACUAGAACUGUGUAAGUAUAAUCAGGAAUAACAUGGCUGUGGUGGAAGUAGUAGUCAGAUCCUUUACUUAAGCAACAGUACAAAUAAAACAUAUACUUAUUAAAAAGUUAAGUAUUAUGAGUAAAAUGUACUUUAAACUUAAAAGUAAAAGUGCUUAUUAGGCAAAAUGUCCCGUUUUAGAGUAAUAUACUAUAUAUUGUUAGAUAAACAUGUAAGCAGCAUUUUAAUGUUGUAGCUGGUCAGGGUGGAGCUAAUUGAACAAAUGUGUAUAUAUAACCAUUUUUGUUGUUUUACAUUUGAAGAUGAAACCUUGAACUGG
Messenger RNA from Toxotes jaculatrix (banded archerfish), 5485 nucleotides. It is a transcript of the gene ipo7, whose product is annotated as importin 7. Gene Ontology annotation, molecular function: small GTPase binding. The coding region runs from base 104 to 3223 and encodes 1039 amino acids. Gene Ontology annotation, biological process: protein import into nucleus. The record is from RefSeq and is a predicted model, not a curated record. The transcript has 25 exons. NCBI's taxonomy places the organism in Eukaryota, Metazoa, Chordata, Actinopteri, Toxotidae. Gene Ontology annotation, cellular component: cytosol; nuclear envelope.